Messenger RNA from Pochonia chlamydosporia 170, 1203 nucleotides. RefSeq names its product mitochondrial carrier protein LEU5. The coding region runs from base 1 to 1203 and encodes 400 amino acids. Gene Ontology annotation, biological process: transmembrane transport. The record is from RefSeq and is a predicted model, not a curated record. NCBI's taxonomy places the organism in Eukaryota, Fungi, Ascomycota, Sordariomycetes, Hypocreales, Clavicipitaceae. The transcript is spliced from 2 exons.
AUGCCCACGUCCUCUCCCCUCGCGGACCAUGCCUCCAUGACAGAAAUUGCUCGCGACAAAGUGCGCCAACAUGUUGGAGCAGCCACAGCUGCUGCUACCAUCCCUAUCUCGACCAAGAAGAAGGACCCGGCUGUGUGUCCUACCGACGACGAAGCCAUUACGCCCCGAAACAAGACGCGAUCCUGGGACUAUGUCUGGAGGUCUGGUGUAGCCGGAGGUCUGGCGGGCUGCGCUGCCAAGACGUUGGUCGCCCCGCUAGAUCGAGUCAAGAUUCUCUUCCAGGCCAGUAACCCCCAAUUCGCGAAGUAUACAGGAUCCUCAUUUGGCGUUGCAACCGCCAUGAGAGCCAUUUACCAUUACGAAGGCGGCCGAGGACUCUUCCGCGGUCACUCCGCCACGCUGCUGCGUAUCUUCCCCUACGCCGGCAUCAAGUUUCUGGCUUACGAGCAGAUUCGAGCCAUGCUCAUCCCCGGAAAAGAUUAUGAAACGCCGCUGCGACGUCUCCUCAGUGGCAGUCUUGCCGGUGUCACAUCCGUCUUCUUGACAUACCCUCUGGAAGUCGUCCGAGUACGCCUAGCGUUUGAAACGAAGCGAGACGGCCGCUCCUCGUUGACGUCCAUCUGCAGACAAAUAUACAACGAGAGCCCUGUCCAGAAGGCGGCUACAGCAAGGCUUCCCAACGCCCCAACCCCUGUUGCCGCAGCCGCACAGACUACUGUAGCAGCUGCCGACUCCAUUGUUCCGAGAAGAGGUGUCGUCAACUUUUACCGCGGCUUUGCGCCGACCCUGCUGGGCAUGCUUCCGUACGCUGGCAUGUCCUUCCUCACCCAUGACACCGUCAGCGACAUGCUGCGCCAUCCCUCAAUCGCUAAAUACACCACUCUACCUCGGCGAAAGACUCAGCCCGAGGGCAGGCCUGCUCCGCUGCGAUCAUGGGCCGAGCUCACGUCCGGCGGUAUCGCUGGCCUGAUCUCACAAACCUCCUCAUAUCCAUUGGAAAUCAUCAGGCGGCGCAUGCAAGUAAGCGGCGCUGUUGGUGAUGGCCACAGGAUGCGACUGCGCGAGACAGCCAGACUCAUUUUCCAGGAACGUGGCUUCAGAGGAUUCUUUGUUGGCCUGACGAUUGGUUACGUCAAGAUUAUCCCCAUGGCGGCUGUGAGCUUCUAUACAUACGAGCGCAUGAAGCUAGUAUUUGGCAUAUAA